UUCCGAAACCCGUCACUUAACCAACCAAACCAAAGAAAACCGCUGACUAAAAAAAAAAAAAAAAAAAAUCUCACAAAAAAUUCAUUUCCAUUUUUCCAAAUCAGUUUGUUCUCUAUCUCUAACCGUUCUAUUUUAUUUGUAAAGAAGAUAUGGCCAAAGGUGGGAAACUAACCAAGCUGAAGUCAGUUCUGAAGAAAUGGAACUCAUUCAGCAAACAAAACCGUGCGAGCAUCAACUCCAUCGCUGCCGACGAUGAUUCUUCCACCGUCUCCAGAGAUCUCCACCCAGUCUACGUAGGCAAGUCCCGGCGUCGCUACCUCGUCGGCUCCGACGUCAUUGACCACCCGCUUUUCCGGGAACUCGUGGAGAGGUCCGGCGAUUCCAGCGACGACACCAUCAACGUGGCAUGCGAAGUGGUUUUGUUCGAGCACUUGCUUUGGAUGCUUGAGAAUGCUGAUCCUCAACCAGAAUCUUUGGAUGAGCUCGUCGACUUCUAUGCUUGCUGAGGAAUGAAGAAUUUAUGAAGAUAUGGUAUAUAUAUAUAUAUAUAUAUAUGUAUUUUGCAUAUGCAUGGUAACUCCGUGAGUAGAAAUAACGUCAACGGGGAUGAUUGUUUGUUUCCAGUCAUCCUCACGGUAUAGAGUUUGUACAUUCAUUAAUGAAUAAUAAUCGUAAGUAGGAUUAAAUCAAUUGAAAUUAAGUCUGAAAAAAAAAAAAAGAAGAAAAGAGAGAGAGAGAAGGGGGCAUUUUCUGAUGAGGGCAGCAGAGUGAUUGGGAAGGUGAGGAUUUAACCCCAUUUCUGUAUAAUGGCCAGCUAUGUCGACGAUGACCUCUAAUUCCUUGUCGAAAUUUCUCAAACUUAAUCCAUCGAUCGGCAGUACUACUGUCGAAUAAUAUUUGUAUUAUUGUUCUUCAUUUGUUUAUCAUUCUUAAUAUAACAUUUUCUUUCCCACUUUUUUCUAA
Molecule: messenger RNA, 963 nt
Organism: Ziziphus jujuba (common jujube)
Lineage: Eukaryota; Viridiplantae; Streptophyta; Magnoliopsida; Rosales; Rhamnaceae
Product: auxin-responsive protein SAUR76
Exons: 1
Coding region: 150-506 (118 amino acids)
Biological process (GO): response to auxin
Source: RefSeq, a predicted model, not a curated record